UUCAAACCGGCAGUUUCGUAUGUUACACCGUGGCGUGUACACGGUGGGACAACAACCGCGUCGCGAUCAGUUAUCCUCCGUUAUCCUUCGACGAGGACGACGAGGACGCCUCUCCUGCGCGGAGCAAGGACGUUUACUCCGGAUUCGCGAUUUUCGGUGAUGCUCCUCUACGAUUCUAGUGAUCCGAUUUACGAUGAAAGAACACGCCGCACUUCUGGACUCGUGAACGGCCGCUCGUGAACCCGAGAACGAGAGUUACUCGAAGCGCGGAACGAAACGUGAACACAAUCGACACUGGGGGUGGCUUGAAUAAGCCGAAUCCCCCGAGACCGGAAGUUUUCAAACCCGCUCGGAAAUUGCUCGAAAAUAUGGAGCGUGGAUUGCACGAACGCGACCGAGUUGGUGUUCAGGACUUUGUUCUCCUGGAAGAUUUCCGCAGCGAAUCCGCAUUCAUCGAUAAUCUGCGCAAGCGAUUCAAGGAGGAUCUCAUUUACACGUACAUCGGUCAAGUACUGGUAUCGGUGAAUCCUUACAAGAAACUGCCCAUUUACACUCCGGAAACCAUUCAGUAUUAUCAUAGAAGAAACUUUUUUGAGGCGCCUCCUCAUAUUUUUGCUCUCGCGGAUACCGCCUAUCAGUCUCUGGCAAAAGAAAACCGUGACCAAUGUAUCUUGAUUUCAGGCGAAUCGGGAUCUGGAAAGACGGAGGCGUCCAAGAAAGUCUUACAGUUUAUCGCAGCUGCUACGGGACAUAAAAAGCAGGUGGAAGAAGUAAACGAUAAACUGAUCGGCAGCAAUCCCGUGCUAGAGGCUUUCGGUAAUGCGAAGACCAAUCGCAAUGAUAAUUCAUCCCGUUUCGGCAAAUAUAUGGAUGUUCAGUUCAAUUUUCAGGGAGACCCGGUUGGUGGAAAUAUUCUAAACUAUUUAUUGGAGAAGUCUCGGGUGAUUCAUCAAUCCGUGGGCGAGCGCAAUUUUCACAUCUUUUAUCAACUUUUAGCAGGCGCAGAUGACGACACGUUAAGAAAGCUGUUCUUGAAAAGAAACCUUGACACUUUCUUCUAUCUGAGCAAUGGUACGAAAGGCACGGUGGAUACCAUCGACGAUGCUAAUCAGUAUAAAGAAGUCAUUCGGGCGAUGAAGACCAUGGAAAUGUCUCAAACAGAGCAGGAUGAUCUAUUUGCUAUAGUUGCGUCAGUGUUGCAUAUGGGUAACGUGGGUUUCACAGAGGAAGAUGGUGUGGCGACAAUUUUAAAACCUGCAUCUGUCGAUGCCAUUGCUACGUUGUUAGGAUGCAACGUAAACGUGCUAGCGAAGGCAUUCACUCAUCGCACCAUAAACGCACAUGGUGACGUAGUGGUUUCACCCUUGAAUAGAGAAUUAGCCAUUUAUGCGAGAGACGCGCUGGCGAAGGCUGUGUAUGACAGAUUAUUCACCUGGCUCGUGACUAGGCUCAACAAGUCGCUGCAACCUCAGACCAACCCACAACGUAAAAUGGUUAUGGGUAUUUUGGAUAUUUAUGGUUUCGAAAUUUUCCAGAAGAACAGUUUCGAACAGUUCUGUAUUAAUUUCUGUAACGAAAAAUUACAACAAUUAUUCAUUCAACUGACGCUGAAAUCAGAACAGGAAGAGUAUUUGCGCGAAGGGAUAGCUUGGGAAAAUAUAGAAUAUUUUAACAAUAAGAUCAUCUGUGACUUAAUUGAGGAGAAAUAUAAAGGAAUAAUAUCUUUAAUGGACGAGGAAUGUCUGCGACCUGGAGAACCGACGGAUAUAAGUUUCUUGGAGAAGAUGAAUGUAAAUUUAAACAACCAUCCUCACUAUAUCAGUCAUCAAAAGGCGGACAUUCAAACGCAGAAAAUUAUGGGUCGAGAUGAAUUUCGAUUGGUACAUUACGCUGGUGAUGUAACGUACAAUGUACGUGGAUUUCUUGAGAAAAAUAAUGAUCUACUAUUCCGAGACUUACGCGAAGUUAUGUCGCACACAACGAAUUCUAUUACAAAGACUGUAUUUGACGUGAAAGAUUUAACCAGUAAGAAACGUCCAGAGACUGCCAUAACUCAAUUUAAAAAUAGCUUGAAUAAUCUGGUUGAAAUCCUUAUGGGCAAAGAACCGUCUUAUAUUCGCUGCAUCAAACCCAACGAUUUUAAACUGCCUAAUCAAUUCAACGAAAAGAUUGUGCUACAUCAAGUGAAGUACUUGGGAUUGAUGGAAAAUUUGCGAGUGAGACGCGCCGGUUUUGCAUAUCGAAGACCAUACGAGCAAUUCUUGCAGCGUUACAAAUGCCUCUGUUCGGAAACUUGGCCGAAUUACCACGGCUCGGCCAAAGAAGGCGUGCAGGUCCUUGUAUCUGCUCUCGGUUAUGAGAGCGAUGAGUACAGGAUGGGCAACACAAAAUUAUUCAUUCGAUUUCCUAAAACGUUAUUCGAGACGGAAGAUGCGUUCCAAAUAAAAAAGCAUGAAAUAGCUGCUAUUAUUCAAAGCAAAUGGAAGGGCAUAUUAGCAAGAAGAAAAUACUUGAAGAUGCGAGAAGCGGCGAUUAUUUUCCAGAAAUAUAUUCGCAAAUGGCUUGCGAAACGCGAAGCGGAAAAGCGACGACGAGCGGUUAUUACUAUUCGCAGAUUUAUCGAAGGAUUCAUCACUCGGGAUGGACCGCCUACCAAGAUUAAUAUAGCAUUUAUUGAAUUGGCAAAAUCCCAGUGGCUCAUCAGACUCUCGAAAACGCUACCAACAGGCAUUUUAAAUAAUUAUUGGCCGCCAAGUCCGUAUUCAUGCCGAGAGGCAUCAGAACAUUUGCGAGUGAUAUAUAAGCGAUGGCAAGCGCGUUGUUACCGUUUGGCGUUGAGCAAGGAGGAUAAGGAACUUUUCGAAUUGAAGAUUCUCGCGGAGUCUUUGUUUAAGGGUAAAAAGAAAUCUUACGCGAAGAGUCUAGGUCCGAGAUUCCUAACCGAUCGUCUUGGCGCGGAGCACAAAGCGUUACGACAGAGUUUUAUCAAUAAUAUUUUACCUUCCGGGGAAAAUAUAAAGUAUGCAACUCCCGUCAUUAAGUACGAUCGGCAUGGUUAUAAGCCACGUGAAAGAGUGCUCAUUUUAACGGAAAACGCAGUGUACAUCCUUGAUACACUUAAAACUUUCAAGCUUAAGCAUCGUCUGCCUUAUAAGGCUAUUGAAGAACUAGUCGUCACCGGGGAAUCCGAUAAUUUGCUCAUCGUUAGGAUACCGCCCGAACUGAAAAAGGACAAGGGUGACUUGAUCUUGGAAGUUCCACAUAUAAUAGAAGCUUUAACAAAAGCGAUCAAGAUUACUAGUAAUCCAAAUAUUCUCAAAAUUGUCAAUACCGAAUCCGUAUCCCAUAAACUAGUCAGUGGUAAAGAAGGAGUCAUUGAAGUUAGAACUGGUGCCACUCCGGCAAUCAGUAAGAAUCGACAGAGUGGGCACUUAUUGGUGGUCGCUUCUCCAUAAAAAUAUCUCGAAGAAAUUUUUCGAGGACCAGAAGAAUCAAGUGCUAUGAUGCCUACAGUGGCCUUAAUACAUUGUGAUUUAGAGUAUGCGAUAAAGUAUUUUAGGAAGAACACUAAUAUAUGAUACUGUAACUUAUAUUCAUUAAAUUAACCAUUGUGUAUUUUAUUUCAUUUUAAGAAAUGAUAAAAUAACAAAUACGCAGUUACUUUUGUUCUAAUAUAGAUCAUAUGUUGAAAUUGUUUCAAAAGUACAAAGGGCACGGUGCUAUAAGGCGUCCUGUAUAAUAUUUCCUU
Camponotus floridanus (Florida carpenter ant) is the source of this 3748-nucleotide messenger RNA. RefSeq names its product myosin-IB (gene Myo61F). The transcript is spliced from 20 exons. The record is from RefSeq and is a predicted model, not a curated record. Gene Ontology annotation, molecular function: microfilament motor activity; actin filament binding; ATP binding. The coding region runs from base 369 to 3455 and encodes 1028 amino acids. Gene Ontology annotation, biological process: vesicle transport along actin filament; actin filament organization. Gene Ontology annotation, cellular component: microvillus; vesicle; actin cytoskeleton. NCBI's taxonomy places the organism in Eukaryota, Metazoa, Arthropoda, Insecta, Hymenoptera, Formicidae.